Vombatus ursinus (common wombat) is the source of this 444-nucleotide messenger RNA. RefSeq names its product 60S ribosomal protein L26-like. Gene Ontology annotation, cellular component: cytosolic large ribosomal subunit; ribosome. Gene Ontology annotation, molecular function: RNA binding; structural constituent of ribosome. Gene Ontology annotation, biological process: ribosomal large subunit biogenesis; cytoplasmic translation. The record is from RefSeq and is a predicted model, not a curated record. NCBI's taxonomy places the organism in Eukaryota, Metazoa, Chordata, Mammalia, Diprotodontia, Vombatidae. The transcript has a single exon. The coding region runs from base 7 to 444 and encodes 145 amino acids.
GCCAAAAUGAAGUUCAAUCCAUUCAUGACCUCGGACCAAAGCAAGAACCACAAGAGACACUUCAAUGCACCCUCUCACAUCUGGUUCAAGAUCAUGUUGUCCCUGCUCUCCAAGGAGCUGAGCCAGAAAUACAACGUCUGCUCGAUGCCCAUCCGGAAGGACGACGAGGUCCAGGUGGUUCAUGGACACUACAAAGGUCAGCAAAUUGGCAAGGUAGUCCAGGUUUACAGAAAGAAAUACAUCAUCUACAUUGAGCGUGUGCAGUGUGAAAAAGCUAAUGGCACAACUGUCCAUGUGGGCAUUCACCCUAGUAAGGUAGUUAUCACCAGACUAAAACUGGAUAAAGAUCCCAAAAAGAUUCUUGAGCGUAAAGCCAAAUCCCGACAAAUUGGAAAGGAGAAGGGCAAAUAUAAAGAAGAAACCAUUGAAAAGAUGCAAGAAUAA